Sceloporus undulatus (fence lizard) is the source of this 1290-nucleotide messenger RNA. It is a transcript of the gene DNAAF19, whose product is annotated as coiled-coil domain containing 103. The record is from RefSeq and is a predicted model, not a curated record. Bases 214 to 993 code for a protein of 259 amino acids. NCBI's taxonomy places the organism in Eukaryota, Metazoa, Chordata, Lepidosauria, Squamata, Phrynosomatidae. Gene Ontology annotation, cellular component: outer dynein arm. Gene Ontology annotation, biological process: inner dynein arm assembly; epithelial cilium movement involved in extracellular fluid movement; determination of left/right symmetry. The transcript has 4 exons.
CUCUGUGGAUCGAAGGCCCAGCCAAGGUCACUUCCGGGUGGAAUUCUGGUUGCCAUGGCUACCAAAACGAAAGCUGGUUGCUAUGGAAACCCGAGGCCUACCCAGGAGAAACAACUGUAUAGACUCGAAUGAAAAGUCCCAUUCAUCUGGGUGUUUUUUGCCCCCUGGUUUCCUUCCUUGGGAAACGUUUUCAUUUCAAAUGAUCAAUUCUGGAUGGAAAUAUAUCUAGAGGCCCUUAAAGCAAAACAGGUUCUCAGAAUGGAGGGCAUGGUCGAUUUCCGCGCUUUGGAGAAAGAGAUGGAACAAGCCAUUGCCCGCGAUGAGAAGUACAAGAGAGAAAACGAUGCCAAAUUCCGAGCAGUGCGCCAGAAAGUGGCCUCCUAUGAAGAAUUCAGGGAUAUUGUUAGAGCAUCACACUUGAAGCCUUUAGAGAAAACAGACAAGAUGGGGAGUAAAAGAAGCUUGUUAUGGAAUUCCUGUGCACUUAAAUCAAACUGCAAACAAGAGAGCGAUGUAGAACUGCCUCAGGAGUUGGAGCGGCUUCCAGGGACCUCUGCAGAGUUCUACAGAGACUGGCGCAGAUGCAUGAAAAGCAGCCAACAACGUUACCAUCUUCUGCUCCAACUUGGACCCCAGAAUCUGGGCCGCAUUUUUCAGACAGACCUGGCUUUUGGUCUUCUAGGUGAAUUCCUAGCAGUGCUCUCAGAAAAUAUCUGCAUCAAAGACCAGGACUCUGUCUUGGAGAUCUUGGAGAGUUUUGCUGGCACAAAACGCUUUGGGCUGAAUAUAGAGCUUCUGAGUGAGCAAGAGCGGGAAAUCUGCAGGGAGUUAUUUGAGAAACUGCAAAAAAUGAACUCUGGCUCUGGUGAUUCUGUUGAAUUUUCAUGUGCUUCUGAUGAAGGCAGUUUGACUUCAGCUCAAAUUAAUUGCCAAGCAGAUGGACCAGCUGAAGAAAAAAUAAGGAAACUGAUACAGCUUUACAAACUUUCCUGAAGGAGUCUUGAGACUUUAUCACCAAUCAUACUACAUUCGAAAAGGUUGUAGAGUUUAGGGAGGAGUGAAGCACCCACUAGUGUGUGAAAUGUCUUUAAAACAAAUGAGGAGUCUUCGAGGGUAUGUUUGAACUCUUCCACAUUUCCCAUUUGUCUCAGAAAACCUUAUGCAGAAGAGGUAUCCAGUGAAUAAACCCUAUCUGCGUGCUUUUCUUUCCCACUGCACCAGUUACUGAGCUUUUACACAGGCCCUGCUUUUUCCACUCAGGCUGUCAAUAAAUAGUUUUUCUGUACCAUU